This is a messenger RNA of Conger conger (European conger), 4943 nucleotides long. It is a transcript of the gene slit1b, whose product is annotated as slit homolog 1b (Drosophila). Lineage: Eukaryota; Metazoa; Chordata; Actinopteri; Anguilliformes; Congridae. Gene Ontology annotation, biological process: negative chemotaxis; axon guidance. The transcript has 37 exons. The record is from RefSeq and is a predicted model, not a curated record. Bases 297 to 4943 code for a protein of 1548 amino acids. Gene Ontology annotation, molecular function: calcium ion binding; heparin binding; Roundabout binding.
AAGACAUACCCAAAGAACAGCAAGAGGGAAACAUCUCCACACCGAGUGGGAGAAAGAAGGAGAGAGGGAAAGAGAAAGAGAGAGAGCUUGCUUAGGAAGGAGAUUUAAACAAGGAAAGAUUUAAAACAAGCAGUGAAGAAUUAUCUGUAUUAAAUCAUUUCAAUUACUUCCUCCUCAAGAAAUGUCAUUUUGUGCAUAGAUAUAUUUUUUUACCGAUUUGAUUUUUAUUUACAGAGUUGGAUGAUUUUGGAUUUUCUUUUGUUUUAUUGUUUUGGAGUAAACUGGUGCAGAGUAGCAUGAGAGGUGCAUGGAGCUGGUUCCAGGGGGCUGGGGGAAGUGAUGUGACCAUGCCUGGGAAGAGAUGCCGUGGCCGGGCCGCCUCAGGGCUGGCCAUGGCCGGGCUGUGGGUGCUCAUGUGGGGUGCCCUGGCGGGGAGCGGUGCCAACGCGUGCCCAACUCUGUGCACCUGCAGUGGCACCACCGUGGACUGCCAUGGACUGGGAAUCAAGACCGUGCCCAGGAAUAUACCCAGGAACACAGAGAGACUGGAACUAAAUGGAAACAACCUCACCCGCAUCACCAAGAACGACUUUGCUGGCCUCAAGUAUCUCAGAGUCCUGCAGCUGAUGGAAAACCAAAUUGGCACCAUCGAGAGAGGAGCGUUUGAUGACAUGAAGGAGCUGGAGAGGCUGCGCCUGAACAAGAACCAGCUUCAGCAGCUCCCCGAGAUGCUGUUCCAGAAGAAUGCGGCAUUGUCCAGACUGGACCUGAGCGAGAAUGGGAUCCAGGCAAUCCCCAGGAAGGCUUUCCGUGGCGCGACGGACAUCAAGAACCUACAGCUCGACAAGAACCACAUCGGCUGCAUCGAGGAAGGGGCGUUCAGGGCAAUGAGAGGCCUGGAGGUUCUGACGCUGAACAACAACAACAUCAGCAGCAUCCCCGUCUCCAGCUUCAACCACAUGCCCAAGCUGCGUACUUUCCGCCUUCACUCCAACACGCUGCACUGUGACUGUCACCUGGCCUGGCUGUCCCAGUGGCUCAGGCAGAGACCCACCGUCGGGCUGUUCACCCAGUGCACCUCCCCCCCUCAGCUCCGAGGGCUCAACGUCGCCGAGAUCCAGAAACACGAGUUCUCCUGCUCAGGCCAAUCGGAGUCGAGUCUCCAGACCUGCAGCCUGGCUGCUGGCUCCUGCCCAGCCAUGUGCACCUGCUCCAGCAACAUCGUAGACUGCAGGGGAAAGGGCCUGACCGCCAUCCCAGCCAACCUGCCCGACAGCAUGGCCGAGAUACGUCUGGAGCAGAACGGCAUAAAGUCCGUACCCCCUGGAGCGUUCUCCCCCUACAAGAAGCUACGCAGAAUAGACCUGAGCAACAACCAGAUCUCGGAGAUCGCCCCUGACGCUUUCCACGGCCUGCGUUCCCUCAACUCCCUGGUCCUGUACGGGAAUAAGAUCACAGAGCUGCCCAAAGGAGUUUUCGACGGCCUGAGCUCCCUACAGCUGCUCUUGCUGAAUGCCAAUAAGAUCCACUGUGUCCGUGGCAACGCGUUCCAGGACCUGCAGAACCUGUCCCUGCUCUCUCUGUAUGACAACAAGAUCCAGACCCUCUCCAAGGGCACCUUCACUGCCCUGAGAGCCAUACAGACACUGCACCUGGCCCAGAACCCCUUCAUCUGCGACUGCAACCUGAAAUGGCUGGCAGACUAUCUGCGUGCCAACCCCAUCGAGACCAGCGGGGCCCGCUGUGCCAGCCCGCGUCGCCUCGCCAACAAGCGCAUCGGCCAGAUCAAGAGCAAAAAGUUCCGCUGUUCCGCCAAAGAACAGUACUACAUCCCAGGCACCGAGGACACCCGUCUGAACACCGAGUGCAGCAACGACCCUGUGUGUCCUCCCAAGUGCCGCUGCGAGGCCAACGUGGUGGACUGCUCCAACCUGCGUCUCACGAAGAUCCCUGAGCACAUCCCGUCCUCCACCUCUGAACUGCGCCUAAACAAUAACGAGAUCUCAGUCCUGGAGUCUACUGGCAUCUUCAAGAAUCUCUCUCAGCUCAAGAAGAUAAACCUCAGCAACAACAAGAUCUCAGAGAUCGAGGACGGUGCUUUUGAGGGGGCUGGGUCUGUCAUCGAGCUGCACCUGACGGCCAAUCAGCUGGAUUCGGUGCGGAGCAGCAUGUUCCGCGGCCUGGAGGGUCUGCGUAUGCUAAUGCUCCGGAAUAACCGCAUCAGCUGCAUUCACAACAACAGCUUCACGGGCCUCCACAACGUCCGCCUGCUCUCUCUCUAUGACAACCAGCUUACCACCAUCACACCCGGGGCCUUCGACACUCUCCAGACCCUCUCCACACUGAAUCUGCUGGCCAACUCCUUCAACUGCGACUGCCGGCUGGCCUGGCUGGGGGAUUGGCUGCGGAGCCGCAAGAUCGUGACGGGGAACCCCCGCUGCCUGCGCCCCGCUUUCCUCAAGGAGAUCCCCCUGCAGGACGUGGCCCAGCUGGACUUCCGCUGCGAGGAAGGCCAGGAGGGUGCCAGCUGUGUGCCGCGUCCGCAGUGCCCUGAAGAGUGCACCUGCCUGGAGACGGUGGUGCGCUGCAGCAACAAACACCUGCGCGCCCUGCCCAGGGGCAUCCCACGCAAUGUCACCGAGCUGUACCUGGAUGGAAACCAGUUCAGCAUGGUUCCCAAGGAGCUGUCCACCUUCAAAUACCUCCAGCUUGUGGACCUGAGCAACAACAAGAUCAGCUCCCUUUCCAACUCGUCCUUUGCCAACAUGAGCCAGCUCACCACCCUGAUUCUGAGUUACAAUUCGCUGCGCUGCAUCCCAGGCCUGGCCUUCGCGGGGCUGCGAUCCCUGAGACUGCUGUCUCUGCAUGGCAACGACAUCUCUGAGCUGCCGGAGGGAAUCUUCCGGGAUGUGGCCUCGCUGUCACACUUGGCCAUCGGUGCAAACCCGCUGUACUGCGACUGCCGCCUGCGGUGGCUCUCCGAUUGGGUGAAGACCGGGUACAAGGAGCCUGGCAUCGCCCGCUGCACUGGCCCCCAGGGCAUGGAGGGAAAGCUGCUGCUCACCACCCCCGCCAAGAAGUUUGAGUGUCAAUAUCCUGUGGACCCUGCUGUGCUGGCCAAGUGUGACCCUUGCCUGUCCACCCCCUGCCAGAACCAGGCCACCUGCCAGAGUGACCCUGUGGAUGGCUAUAAGUGCACCUGUGCAGAGGGGUUCAAGGGCCAGAACUGCGAGACGGCCCUUAACAUCUGCGGCAAUAAUCCCUGCUCCAACGGGGGCAUCUGCAGUUCCAGUGAGGAGGACAGCGAGCUCUUCAGCUGCUCCUGCCCCCUUGGGUUCGAGGGCCCGACCUGCGAGAUCAACGUAGACGACUGCGAGGACAACGACUGUGAGAACGGAGCCACCUGCAAAGACGGAGUCAAUAACUACACCUGCCUGUGCGCCCACUAUUACACAGGAGAGAUGUGUGAAGAGCUGGAGGAUGUGUGUGCACCAGGACGGAACCCCUGCCACCACCUCUCCACCUGCAUCAUCACAGCCACUGGGCCCAAGUGUGUUUGCGCUGCUGGCUACGUGGGCGAUGACUGCAGCAUGGACUACAAUGACUGUGAGGAGCACCACUGUCAGAACAGAGCGCGAUGCGUGGACGAGCUCAACGGAUAUUCCUGCAUCUGCUCCGAGGGUUACAGCGGACAGCUUUGCGAGGUCCCCCCUGCACCCCACUCUCUCUGCGACCUGGCCGAGUGUCAGAACGGCUCCCCCUGUGUGGAGAGGUCAGGCAGGGCGCUGUGCCAGUGCCUGCCCGGGUUCGGGGGUCCUCGCUGCGAGAAGCUGGUCAGCGUCAACUUCGUGGACCGCGACUCCUACCUGCUGCUCAGCGACAUGAAGAACUGGCCUCAGGCCAACAUCACCUUGCAGGUGUCCACUGCAGAGGACAAUGGCAUCCUCCUGUACAACGGAGACAAUGACCACAUCGCAGUGGAGCUGUAUGAAGGUCACGUCAAGGUCAGCUACGACCCGGGCAGUCAGCCUGGUCAUGCCAUCUACAGCGCAGAGACCAUUAACGAUGGGCAGUUCCACACGGUGGAGCUGGUGACCUUUGACCAGAUGGUGAACCUGUCCAUUGACGGUGGGCUCCCCACAACCAUGGACAGUUUGGGGAGUAUCCAGCCCCUGACUGGGGAGGCUCCGCUCUACGUGGGGGGUAUGCCUGAAGACAUCCACUCCGCCGCCUUCCGCCUGUGGCAGAUCCAAAAUGGCUCCAGUUUCCACGGCUGCAUCCAGAACCUCUACAUCAACAACGAGCUGCAGGACUUCACCCAGACGCAGAUGAAGCCGGGCGUGGUGCCAGGUUGCGAGCCCUGCCGAAAGCUCUACUGCCUGCACGGCAUCUGCCAGCCGGAUGGCGCUGACGGGCCUGUGUGCCACUGCCAGCCUGGCUGGAGCGGGCCCCACUGCGACCGGCCUGCCAGUGACCCCUGCCAGAGCAGCAAGUGUGUCCACGGGAAGUGCAUCCCCUUGGACACGCAGUCCUACCGCUGCGAGUGUGAGCAGGGAUACCGCGGUGCCUUGUGCAACCAGCAGGGGGAGCUCCACAACCCGUGCCAGGGCCAGCACUGCGUCCACGGCCGCUGCCAAGUGUCGGACACGGGCGAAGCGUACUGCCACUGUGACAGCGGGUACAGCGGGAAGCUCUGCGACACAGAGUCCGAGUGCCGGGGGGUGCCCGUGAGGGACUUCCACCAGGUGCAGCGCGGCUACACCAUCUGCCAGACGACGCGGCUGAUGUCGUGGGUGGAGUGCAGCGGCCGCUGCUCCUCAGGGGCCUGCUGCGGCAGCCAGCGAAUGAAGAGGCGAAAGUACACCUUCGAGUGCAGCGACGGCACCUCCUUCAGCCAGGACGUGGAGAAGAGCAUCAAGUGCGGCUGUGUGGGCUGUGUGUAG